AUGGAAAAGGAGUACAAAGCAUUUUUUGGUCUCAAAGAGUACUCUAGAUUUUUAUACCAAUAUUCGACAUCACAAAGUAACUUAGCAUACGAUCCUGAUAAUCAUCAGAUGUUAGCAUUAGCCCACGAAUGGGUAAUGAUCAGAGCCAUUCCUUCAGCUCUCAACAGAAAAGCUACAAAUCUUUUCAGACGCGAACAACAAUAUUUAAAACGUCAAGGUAGUAGAAACAUAUUCUCAGGUAGGAAUCAGGACAAAACCUUAUCUAAGGACGAAGACCAAGAUAAUCGUAACCAGGCAAGUAUCGACAUAUUAGCAGGGAGAAACGCGGAGAAGCGUUCUAGGGUUGAUAUAGCUGCCAAGUUAGCCAAUAGUGAAAACGAUAUUUCUUCUUCGAGAAGGAGGAUAAACAGCGGGCCUGUUAAAACGGGUAAGCUUAUGCUAAUGCCUAGCGAUAAAACUUUGCAUUCCCCCCUCAACUCGGCCCUGCAAGAACAUCAAAACUCGAACAAUCCUUAUAAUAGCCAUCACCUUAGGUCGGAUGGGCCACAACACUCUAAUACAUUUAAAUAUCAAAGUGGCGGUAAUGGUAACAAUGGCGGUAAUGGGAACAGUAACAGCGGCGGAGAUGAGUUAUCCCCGCCCAAUGGAGAUAUAAUAAUGGUUCCAGGUUCCAUGUGUCAAAGCCACGAUAUAAUGGAUGGGAUUUUAAGCGAUCCAUCUGAUUGCUCGCGCUAUUUCGUUUGCGCAUUUGGUCAGGAGUUUUCUAAGUCUUGCCCACUCGGUUUAUUAUGGAAUCAACGCACUAAAUCUUGCGAUUGGCCCGAAAACGUCUCCUGCGCCAAUAAAAAUCAUAUGUUGGAAAAUAUGGUGGAUCUAAGAUGUGGAAGAGAUAAGAUCAGCUGCGCCUCCGGUAAUCAGUGCAUAUUUUUGGAUCAACUUUGCGAUAAAAAGACUGAUUGUAUCGAUAUGUCCGACGAAAUUACUUGCGAUCCAUACAAGGUAGGCGUUUUGCCGGGAAAAGUCAUAUCAGUUGAUGGUGGAACAAUAAUUCCAUUUUGUGGGUCCGGUCACGCUUUGUGUACAAGCCGAACUCAAUGCGUUAUAAUAUCUCAACUAUGUGAUGGCAUAGAAAAUUGUCCUGACGGAUCGGAUGAAGCAGAUGAAAUGUGUCUUAAAUCUCCAAGAUAA
Messenger RNA from Gordionus sp. m RMFG-2023, 1188 nucleotides. RefSeq names its product low-density lipoprotein receptor-related protein 1-like. The coding region runs from base 1 to 1188 and encodes 395 amino acids. Lineage: Eukaryota; Metazoa; Nematomorpha; Gordioida; Chordodea; Parachordodidae. Gene Ontology annotation, cellular component: plasma membrane; extracellular region. The transcript has 4 exons. Gene Ontology annotation, molecular function: chitin binding; protein binding. The record is from RefSeq and is a predicted model, not a curated record.